Pistacia vera is the source of this 498-nucleotide messenger RNA. RefSeq names its product ras-related protein RABF2a-like. Gene Ontology annotation, biological process: intracellular protein transport. Bases 1 to 498 code for a protein of 165 amino acids. The record is from RefSeq and is a predicted model, not a curated record. Gene Ontology annotation, cellular component: endomembrane system; endosome; endocytic vesicle. Gene Ontology annotation, molecular function: GTPase activity; GTP binding. NCBI's taxonomy places the organism in Eukaryota, Viridiplantae, Streptophyta, Magnoliopsida, Sapindales, Anacardiaceae. The transcript is spliced from 3 exons.
AUGGAAAAAAAAAAAAAAAAAAAUCCCACACAUGCCCUUACAAAGCGAGGAAGAGAAGAAGGGUUUUUGUUGAGAAACCUUCCCAUUUCCCCUUUAACCUUUCUUUUUUCCGCAUCAACCCUCUCAAUUUUCCCCAUUUUCUUUCUUUAUUCCUUUUGCUCUAAUUUUGAUCUCGUCCUCGUGGCCACCAUCGGAAACGAAAACAUGAAUGCCAGAUUGGUUUUGCUUGGAGAUGUUGGAGCUGGAAAGACUAGUCUUGUGUUGCGCUUUGUUGAGCAAUUUGUUGAUUUUAGGUAUUUUGGACGACUUAUAGAAUCGACUAUAGGCGUUGCCUUUUUCUCACAAACAUUGGUUGUAAAUGAUGCCACGGUAAAGUUUGAGAUUUGGGAUACAAUAGAUCAAGAGAGGUACCAUAGCUUGGCACCAAUGUACUACAAAGGAACUUCUACCGCCAUUAUUGUCUAUGAUAUAACAAAUCAGCCAAAAGUCGGCCAAUGA